Messenger RNA from Choloepus didactylus (southern two-toed sloth), 1077 nucleotides. RefSeq names its product coiled-coil-helix-coiled-coil-helix domain containing 1 (gene CHCHD1). Gene Ontology annotation, molecular function: RNA binding. Gene Ontology annotation, biological process: mitochondrial translation. NCBI's taxonomy places the organism in Eukaryota, Metazoa, Chordata, Mammalia, Pilosa, Megalonychidae. The coding region runs from base 39 to 395 and encodes 118 amino acids. The record is from RefSeq and is a predicted model, not a curated record. Gene Ontology annotation, cellular component: mitochondrial ribosome; nucleoplasm; mitochondrion. The transcript has 3 exons.
GCACGGCGCCGCAGAGGCUGCCGGGUGCUCGGUGCGCAAUGGCGACGCCCAGCUUGCGGGGCCGCCUGGCCCGGUUGGGGAAUCCGCGGAAACCUGUACUGAAACCCAACAAGCCCCUCAUCCUAGCUGACCGCGUCGGGGAACGGCGGCGGGAGAAGGGCGAGGCCACAUGUAUUACGGAGAUGUCGGUGAUGAUGGCUUGCUGGAAGCAGAACGAAUUCCGUGACGAAGCGUGCAAAAAAGAGAUCCAGGACUUCUUCGAUUGUGCUUCUAAGGCUGAGGCAGCCCGCAAGACGAGAACAACCCAGGAGACCCUGGGAGAGUUUGUGAGUUUACCUCCCAGGAAAUUGAAUAAGUUGAUACAGAGAUUUCCUAACAAACCUCACGUCAGCUGAAAAAAUGGAGAGGCAUUUUCAAUGACUGGUUUUCAGCUUCUGAGAACUGUGUUGGAAGCAUUUUAGAGACGUUUGCACUACAUGCUCUCUGUGAAGGGCAGAACUAGGCAAAACACUGUUUUCGCCCUUUGGAAUCAUGGUCUGGGUGGAAGUUAUGUUUUAUUUUGAAAUAAAAUCCUCCGAAGAGAACUUGGGCUUUUGUUGUAGAUUGGGUACAUCGUCCAAACUUGAACCCUGCAUCUUUUCCUAGACCCUAAAGUUCUAGUUCCCUGAUUUCCCCUAGAACAAAAACCCUUGUCUUCCUGCAUUUGAAGUUCUUUACAGCAGUUAGCACCCUUGUUGUUGGAUGUACUAGGGAUGUUGAUGUCUGCCUUUAUGCAGAGCUUUUUGCUAUCAUCUGUAUUUAGUGACUAUUUUGUGCACAGCCUUUUGUGGCAGCCACUUUCAAGAGACUCAGCUGAGGUUUCUUUGUAACCAAAUCUCCUGAGGCUCUUCUGACAUCAACUUUCAAGAGACUCACCUGAGUCUCCUUUGUAACCAAAUCUAGUGAGGCUCUGCUGAGCUACAUAAGGCAUGCCUCUCUGGUUUGCAUGGAUCAUUGACUUCCAUUUCUCAAGCAGCAGCCUUUGGGGAAAAAAUCCUCCUGUAAGUCAGUCUAUAUUAAAAUUCAUGGGGAACUUUU